Molecule: messenger RNA, 1533 nt
Organism: Hippocampus zosterae (dwarf seahorse)
Lineage: Eukaryota; Metazoa; Chordata; Actinopteri; Syngnathiformes; Syngnathidae
Product: NEDD4 family-interacting protein 1-like
Exons: 8
Coding region: 155-880 (241 amino acids)
Biological process (GO): ubiquitin-dependent protein catabolic process; metal ion transport; positive regulation of protein ubiquitination
Cellular component (GO): perinuclear region of cytoplasm; Golgi apparatus; endoplasmic reticulum
Molecular function (GO): WW domain binding
Source: RefSeq, a predicted model, not a curated record
UCAUAUAUUCAGUAACUUGACCAUCUUUGCAGCGCACAUACUGAAAGCAGCCUAUUUUCUUCCUCCGGCGAAUUGACAGUUAUUGUCUUGAGGAAUUGGAUCUGGGUGGCGUGUCGAUUUUAUUCUGGGAUUUUUGUUCGCCGUUCAGAUCGGAAUGGCUGAGCCGAGCGCCAGAUAUCAGCAGCUGCCCAACGUGGACGAGGCUGAAGGUAACCAGCAGGUAGCUGCAGACGAGCCGCCUCCUUAUAGCAGCGUCACAGAGGACAAUGCUGCCUAUUUUGACUACAAGGAGGAGGGGAGUUUCCCCAAGCCGCCGUCCUACAACGUGGCGACCACACUACCUUCCUAUGAUGAGGCGGAGAGGACCAAAGCGGAGACCACUGUUCCCUUGGUACCCGCAAGAUGUUGUGUUUCCCUGCCGCCUGGCAUUCGGCCGCAGCCUCAGCACAGAGAGCGUCUGGAGACGUUUGACGAUGUCAUACGCAGUUCACUGGAGGAGGAAGACUUUGUAACCAGAGAUGAUUUUGAAGAUGCUGAUCAGCUGAGGAUAGGAAACGAUGGCAUCUUCAUGCUGACCUUCUUCAUGGCAUUCCUGUUCAACUGGAUCGGUUUCUUCCUGUCCUUCUGUUUGACCACCUCAGCGGCCGGCCGCUACGGGGCCAUCUCCGGCUUUGGCCUCUCCCUCAUCAAAUGGGUCCUCAUCGUCAGGUUCUCGACAUACUUUCCUGGUUAUUUUGAUGGACAAUACUGGCUGUGGUGGGUGUUCCUGGUGUUGGGCUUCUUGCUCUUUCUCCGAGGCUUCAUCAACUACACCCGAAUCCGCAAGAUGGCCGACACUUUCUCCACGCUGCCCCGUACCCGAGUUCUCUUCAUCUACUGAGCUCAGUGACAUCCUAUUUCGAUUGAAAAAACACACACACACACACACACAACAAAACAAAAACCAUCUACUUAACAUUUACUGUCAUUCCUCUGCGUGAUCGGAAAAGGACAAUCCACAACCUCUUUGUCCUCUUUCGGUGUAAACUAGCAAAUUCUAUUAAAAAUAAAUGACCAUCACUCGUUUAGUGUUGUAAAAGUGCGGAUUGCGAUUCUGAAGUGUCUGCCUUAUUUACUGGUGUGGCCCACUGGUGGCUGACACGCAUUUUUUAGCCACCAGGGGACCAUCUUGUCUGUAUAAUUUCAGGCCAGCUCAUUUGUACAUAGAAGAGUGACGCUGGAGAGCAGAAAUCAUCUAUUUAACUUUUAACUUUAUUUUUUGGGUGAAGUUGAUUGUGCAGGUUGUAUAUGGAGAAAAUAAUAAUGAGUUGGUUCUUCUGAACAAAUGGGCCAAACGCGCUGGUGUUCAUGUCUGUCGUGUUAGCAGUGAUGAGGGAAAUUUGCUGAAUGUUCAUGAAAACAAGCAAAACAAUGUCUUUAAGUAUCCAUUAAAUGUAGAAAUGUGCUUUAUGAUCACUUGUAUUCGUGUGGAGGUUCAACAAUGUUUUUAAACCAUCAGUGUCCCUGUUUUGGAAAAUUAAAGUCCUAAACACA